Molecule: messenger RNA, 2038 nt
Organism: Vanessa tameamea
Lineage: Eukaryota; Metazoa; Arthropoda; Insecta; Lepidoptera; Nymphalidae
Exons: 5
Coding region: 408-803 (131 amino acids)
Source: RefSeq, a predicted model, not a curated record
CCGUCGCCAAAGAGCUGCUCCCGGCCGCGUCUCCGCAAGCCGCCAGCUGCCCACCGCACCGAACGCGACAGGUGGCGCACAGCGGCGCCGACGCCCGUCGCCUGCGCGCUCAGCUCGCUCCGGCCCAGUCUAUACGCCCGGCUCUUGCAUGAAACUUUAAUACUGGGUUUGUUUAGGAAUUACCGUGCAGUGACACAUUUGUUUCAAGUUGUAUUUUACUAUAAUUAAGAGUUUAUGAGUGCAUGUUGCUGGUUGGUUAAAUUUGAAAAUGGUACCGUACAUUUGAAGGAUUUGAAAAUAUUACAUCCGCUUUAAUACUGUUGCGGUAGCAAGGAUUCAUCAGGUGUGGGGUCUGCAGCAUGUGGCGGCGAUGACGCGGCGUGCAGCGCGCGGCAUGCCCUGCUGACAUGGCACCCAGCCGCUCCGCCCUCCUUACGCUGGCAGCUCUCACAGCACUCGCCGGGUGUUGUGUGUGCGCGCCGCAAGGCAGCGUGCAGGGCGGCGCGCAGGUGCCGGCUGUGUCGCACUCCACCGCGCCGCCCGCCGGCGUCGGCGGCGUCCGCAGAUUCAGUCAGUAUUCCAGAGGGCGAGGCUAUCGCGACUGGCGCACCCGAGGCGAUCCCACGCUCAUCAAUUCACUCUGGCGCAGCCGGCAACCAUUAGGCAUUCGGAAACAGCUCGGAAACGCGGAGGUGUACAUAGUACUAGCAUUGCUGAUAGGAGUGGUGACAGUAGUGGUAGGGUGUUGGCUAUCCGACAACUGCUGGUCGCCGGAGCCGGAAGACGUGCUGGCGGGCGGCUGACCCGUAGCGGCGGGCGCUUGCACGCACGUGUAGCGCCCGCCUUCCGCGGCGGACCGCGAGAGCCCGUCCGGUGCGGGUUCGCUGUCGCCGGUGCUGCCGCCACCAGCGCCGCCCGCCGCGCGUGGCCCCGCGUUCUUGCACGCCGCGCGACACCUCUGCCGCGGCGCCUGUUUGCGCCUACCCUGUGACACAAGGCGGCCACCUCCCUUUUGACCGCAGCCUUCACGAAACUCUUGCCGGCAUGAAAAAAUUAAUGGGAACCAUAUUCCAACCAUAGCUAACGGCGGAGUGUGCUAUAUUGAGUAGGCGCUACGGACGUUUAAAUACAAUUUGUUACACGAGUGGAGAUUUUUCUGGGUACAGAAUAAUGACAAGGUGCGAAUUAACUUUCGAUGAACCAUAUGAGCUUCGUUUAAUAUUUCAAUAUAUUCAUACUGUGUACGUAACUACGUAGGUAGCCACGUGUGUUAAAAGUGUAUCAGCAUGCAAAGAUAAAUAAGAUUAGCGAGGAUUUGUGAAUUUAACAUAUUCUUGUGUCAUUGUGGAUCUCAUGACAGAUCUCUCUCGUCGUAGAUUACGCUUCUAGCGGUCGCUCUGAUUUUAAUCACUAAACGUUUACCACUUUACUAUUACUUCUAAAUGGAUGUGCCUUGAAAUGCUUUCCUCGAUUCGACUUGUAGUAUAGAGCGUUUUUGAACCCUUUAGAUGGAAUUUCUUCUCUCUGUUUGUAUGGAAGUUCCCGUAUGAUAAGUGCAAUACACAUCAUUACCGUGCCUUUACCGUUCUAUAGACUUUGUAAGGGACGUAAUUAACAAUAGGUUUAAAAAUAUGCAUUCUCAAAAGGAAGGCCAUACCAUCCCAAUUAUUAUUUUAAUAAUUUUUAAAUAUCCUUGUUUAUUAAUUCGUAUAAAAUUAAGACGCAAUUAUAAUUUCCUCGUAGUAAGAAGAAGGAAGUGAGUUAGGACCAAAGUCUUUCUCAAAUGAGCGUCAAUUGGUUAAAAUUUAAUGAAUAAAUCAUCGUAAUAGUAUAGUAUUAAAAUUGUGAAACAACGACAUGGUUACACUUAAUAUAGAAUUUUGAUAAAUUUUUGGCUGUUUGUAAAUACCUACCUUUACAAAGGAAUUGUAAACAUGCAUUGUAAAAUCCGUAUUACGAUUUAAAUAAUACCAUCAAUUCGAUAACUUAUGAUGGAUUUGAGAUAGUAAAGGGGAUUGAAAGAUCGAAUGUGUAGUUA